GUCUUGAAAAGUAUCCAAAUCUUCUACCUGAGUCCCUGAAGAACGUCUCCUGUAUAACGAAGAACUGGGACCAGUUGUGGAAACUAGAUGAUGAAAUGGCGAAAAUGUUUGAUUCUGUUGAUUCUGAGCAAAUGGAAACAAUUAAUCGAUAUACUCGGGAAUCUGUCAGUAAGACCUCUUUCAACUAUCUUCUGAUAGAUCCGAGAAUAAGUAAAAAAUCCUGGAAAACAUUUAUUGAUGCAAUAUUUUAUAUCGGUAAAGGAACAGGUUCCAGACAGUUAGAGCACAUGUAUGAUGCGUUCAAAAAAAAGGGUUCCCAGGAGAAAAGUUCCAAGGUUCAACGUAUCCUAGAAAUUUGGAAUGCAGGUGUCGGAGUAGUUUCUCUCAAGGUCUUCGAAAACCGUAUUGCUGUAGAUGCGUAUACUAGAGAAGCUGCGAUGAUAGAUGCUAUGGGACUAGAUAAUUUGACUAAUGUUAAACCUGGAGAUUAUUAUGGUCCUGCGAAAACCUGGGAGAAGAAUAAACAACAGCAACUAGGAACCUUCCUUCUCUACAGAGCUUUCCAAAACUUUGAAGAUGAAGGAGGACAACAAAUUCGUGAAGUGGAUCUAAAAAAAAAAUAAGUUGUACAAAAUUCUAUAUGAAAAAUUCGUUUAGUAGAUCUGAAAAUAAAAAAGUUUAAUCAAGACUUAUUUA
Molecule: messenger RNA, 696 nt
Organism: Eurytemora carolleeae
Lineage: Eukaryota; Metazoa; Arthropoda; Copepoda; Calanoida; Temoridae
Product: ankyrin repeat and LEM domain-containing protein 1
Exons: 1
Molecular function (GO): endonuclease activity
Source: RefSeq, a predicted model, not a curated record